Aspergillus tanneri is the source of this 300-nucleotide messenger RNA. RefSeq lists its product as uncharacterized. The record is from RefSeq and is a predicted model, not a curated record. NCBI's taxonomy places the organism in Eukaryota, Fungi, Ascomycota, Eurotiomycetes, Eurotiales, Aspergillaceae. The transcript has a single exon. Bases 1 to 300 code for a protein of 99 amino acids.
AUGCCCCCGGAGACCGACGCCGCUAUCAGGGAUCUCCUCAAUCAGCUAGCCAAUGAUCCUCAUAUUCUGGAGACCUCUCCCCCGACAUUAUUCCAUCCUGAUCUUCAUAAAAGAAACAUUCGUUUCCCAAGACGACCCCACUAUCGUGGCAGGAAUCAUCAACUGUCAAGGCACCAACAUCGAGCAGCAUUCUACUAUGCCGAUGAGUCUCCUGAUUUCGCAUCUCCCGUAGGGGAUGAUAAUAUGGCAAUCUCUGUGCAAGCUUUCGACGCCUGCAUGAAGGGCCUGGUCCUAAAUUAA